CUCAAACAUUACAAAGAGUGGCCUUGACAAUUGCCAGAGAGUUGAGGCUGUUAAGGAAUUGAGAUUUUCCAUGGAUGGGACUAUUGUUGGAAAUGAGUUUGUCCAUAUAGAGAUAAGCAAAGAAAAAUCAUAACAGUUUGUACAUACCAGUACACAUUUUCAGUAAAUAUUAAAUGGGUAGUCUUGAGAGUAGGAAUUAUAAACAGCAAAAGUUGAAGCCGCACUUUGAGCUUGGAGAGGGACGAUCCCUGCCAACCUUUUCCUGCGGAAGAAGUUACUCUUUUUGAGGGGAUUUGCUGCUGUAGAGAGCUAAAUUGGACUCAGAAGACUUGCAGAAGUUAUCAAAUGAGUUGAAUAAAAUUUUGGUGGAACAGGGUAACGCCAUCACGAGUAGAUGGAUCGAAAUCUGACAUUCGGCUAUUAGAAAUAGAAGCUCUGGUGGGAGUUGAGACCAAUCUGCCAUUUGAUAUCACAAGUUCUGCAUUUACACUCAAACGUCUAUGCGCAGCAGCUGCAACAAUGUUAUUUCCUUUGGGUUGGGUGUGGUGGCAUAUACGACGAAGCCUCUCAAAUGACCUUUUGGGUUGGGCCAAGUCCAGUUAGAAAGUUAUUUCCUCUGGGUUGAAAACAAGACAAUGUUUUUUUCGUUCAAAAUUGAAACAUCGAAGAGCCGGAGGAGAACCUCCCUUGAACCCUGGAACCUAUGGAGAAGAAGCAGGAGCAACGAAGCGGCCAUAAAACCAAAAGGAAUGAAGGAAAAGUUGCUUCUUUGAAGGUAUUUGCUAGCAGUUCAAUCGAUGGAGACGAUGCUUCCAGCUUAGUUGGGAGCAUAAUCGAAAAGGGAAUUGUUUCGAACAAUGAUAUUAGUAAACCCAUUCAACCCCCUCGCCUCUCAGUGCUUCCUUUCCCUGUUGCACGCCACCGCUCUCAUGGUCCUCAUUGGACUCCAAGAAGUGAUAACAGAAAUGUUGUUGAAGAAGAUGAUGAAGAUGAAACUGGAUUUGCUAACUUUGAUCCUAUAUCGGUUUUCGCUGAACCUAUACGGAGGAAAGAGAAAAAGAAUUUGGAUCUUAGCCAUUGGAAAGAGGCAAUGCAGGGUGAUGAUCUUUCCCAGAGAAAGGGAAGGGAAACAAACCAGUCAGACGUAGGGAAAACUGAAAGACAAAUGAUGGAUGGAAAAGCCAUGAAAGAUCUAGGCAAUAAAAGCAUGUUGAGUAACUCCUUUGGUGCACAUGCAGAUGUAGCCUCCAUGGAUGUAGAAUCACAUCUAAAUGCCCAUAGGCCUUUAGCUAAAGCUGAAGAAGCCAUGAGGAGUGAAUUGACUGCUAGUUCAGUCACUGGAAUGGACCUAGAUGACUCACUUCAGUUACAAAAAGAAGAGCAUGUUAAAGAUCAUGAUUCUGAAAUUUUCAGUAAAGAAUCAGGAACGAUGGUUGUUGAUGGCCAGGUCAUGGUGAAAAGAAUGUGUCAUAAUGAUAGUGCCAAUGUGGAAUUCAGGAGAAUGGAGAAGAUAGAUACCAUGGCUCCAGAGCAAUUCCACAACUUAGGAAAUGGACGCGGGUCCAUGUCUCUUGAGAGCGAAAUUGAUGCUGAGAAUCGUGCCCGAUUAGGGAACAUGUCACCUGAAGAAAUAAAAGAAGCACAGGCUGAGAUUUUGCUGAAGAUGGAUCCUGCUUUGCUAAACUUACUGAAAAAACGAGGCCAAGAGAAAUUAAAGAAGCAAAUUGACACACACUCAAAUCAGGCUGCUGAGAGUCAACUUGGAAUUAGAUGUGAAAAUCAGUCAAACAAUGCUAUGAAAGCUCCAAAUAUAGAUAGCAAUAAUCCCACGGUCACAACAAGCUCAAACAUUACAAAGAGUGGCCUUGACAAUGGUGUAAAGCAGAACGUAGAUUCCGCAAGUGGCAGUUUGUGGGAUGCUUGGAGCCAGAGAGUUGAGGCUGUUAGGGAAUUAAGGUUUUCCUUGGAUGGGACUGUUGUUGAAAAUGAUUUUGUUCAGAUACCAGAGAUACGAGGUGAUAUUGUUGCUGAACGUGACUUCUUACGAACAGAGGGAGAUCCUGGUGCUUCAGGUUAUACAAUUAAAGAAGCAGUUGUACUCACAAGAAGCAUGAUUCCAGGUCAACGGGCCCUUGCAUUGCAUCUCCUUGCAUCUGUGCUUGAUAAGGCAUUACGUAAUAUUUAUCUCAAUCCAAUUGGCUCUACUCCGGCUGAUAAGGACAAUGUUGACAGCACUGUUGACUGGGAAGCUGUUUGGGCUUUUGCACUGGGCCCAGAACCUGAGCUAAUCUUAUCAUUAAGGAUGUCGCUUGAUGAUAACCACAAUUCUGUAGUUUUAGCAACAGCCAAAGUUAUUCAGUGCGUAUUGAGCUGUGAUAUAAAUCAGAGUUUCUUUGAUCUUUUGGAGAAAACAGCAAUUGACAUGAGGGGUACUUAUACUGCUCCUAUAUUUCGGUCUAAACCAGAGAUUGAUGUUGGUUUCCUUCAUGGUGGAUUUUGGAAAUACAGUGCUAAACCUUCAAAUGUUCUUCUUUAUGGAGAUAAUAUUGUGGAAGAUGAAACUGAAGGGAAGCAUACAAUUCAGGAUGACAUUGUUGUUGCUGGACAAGAUUUUGCUGCUGGUUUGGUUAGGAUGGGAAUCCUUCCGAGGAUUCGAUAUCUUUUGGAGAUAGAACCAACUGCACCUUUGGAAGAAUGCUUGAUUUCAGUACUAGUUGCAAUAGCAAGACAUUCCCCAAUGGGUGUGAAUGCUAUAAUGAAGUGCCAAAGAUUAGUUCAAACUGUUGUUCACCGAUUUACUGCAAAUAGCAAUAUGGAUGUUUAUCCAUCUAAGAUCAAAUCUGUUUGCCUUUUGAAGGUGCUAGCACAAUCUGACAGGAAGAACUGUGCAGAGUUCGUAGAGAAUGGGAUUUUCCAGGCUAUGACAUGGCAAUUAUAUAAAAAUGCUUACUCUUUGGAGCAAUGGUUGAAAUUGGGAAGAGAAAAUUGUAAACUUUCAUCUGUGUUAAUGGUUGAACAACUACGUUUUUGGAAGGUCUGCAUUCAGUAUGGGUAUUGUGUGUCAUACUUCUCCAACAUUCUUCCUGCCUUGUACUUGUGGUUGAAUCCGCCUACAAUUAGAAAACUGGUUGAGAACAAUGUUUUAGGUGAAUUUGCUUCCAUCUCUAUGGAGGCAUACCUUAUUCUAGAAUCCUUGGCCAGAACACUUCCAAAUUUUUAUUCACACAAAAUUCUAAGUGAUGGAAUAGCUGAAAGAGCUGAUGACAAUGUGGAGACCUGGUCUUGGAGCCAUGCCGGACCAAUGGUUGAUUUAGCUCUGAAGUGGAUUUCAUUUAAGUCUAGAUUAAUUGAUUCUCAGGAUGAAAUAAUUGGAAUCUCUAUUUUCCAUGAUAAAUCUUCCUCUCCUUUAUUGUGGGUAUACUCAGCUGUUAUGCACAUGCUUUCCAGAGUGCUUGAAAAAGUGAUCCCUGAGGAUGCCAUGGGCCUGCAAGAUGAUGGUUAUGUGCCAUGGUUGCCAGAUUUUGUUCCUAAGGUUGGACUUGAAAUUAUUAGAAAUGGUUUUUUGAGCUUUACACGUGUGAAUACUGCAGAAUAUGGAACUAAUCUGGCUGCAGGUAGUUCUUUUAUCGAGCAACUCUGUUCUUUAAGGAAGCAAAGUGUAUUCGAAACAUCAUUUGCUUCUCUAUGUUGCCUUCAUGGCUUCUUCCAGGUUUUUAUAUACAUUAACAAUUUGAUCCAGUUGGCUAAGACUGUGGUCUGUAAUCCUUCUCAAGCAUGCAGUUUAUCACAAGAAGAGAACAUACUUGCAAAGGGGAUACUGGUGGAAUCUUUGUUUGAAUUGAGAUGUGUGUUUGAUAUUUUCUCAAAGUUAGUUGCUUCAGAGUGGCAAAUUGUGCAGUCAAUUGAGAUUUUUGGUAGAGGAGGCCCUGCUCCUGGUGUGGGGCUUGGAUGGGGAGCCUCUGGUGGAGGAUUUUGGUCAAAAUCUGUUUUAUUGGCACAAACAGAUGCAUGGUUGCUCAGUCAAUUGCUUGACAUCUUCCAGACUGUCUCUAUAGAAGUAUUAUCCUUAGAUGAUGAGAGGACCUUUACCAGAGAAAUAAUCCUUUCAGCUUUAGGAUUAUGUUUAAUUUCUGGACCAAGAGACAAGGUUAUUGUGGAGAAAGCGUUGGAUGUUAUGCUUCAAGUACCUGUGCUAAAGUACCUUGACCUUUGCAUUCAGCAUUUUAUCCAGGGUAAUGGGAGGAUAAAAUUAUAUGGGUGGGAAUAUAAAGAAGAUGACUAUAUGCUCUUCAGUGAGAUAUUAGCUUCUCACUUUAGAAAUAGAUGGUUGUCUAAUAAGAAAAAAUUGAAAGCCUCAAGUGUCGAUAGAACAUCAAGGAGUAACGCUUUUCUAGAAACCAUACCAGAAGACCUGGACACAUCAAUGAUGAGUCGAGAUCAAAACUGCACUUCAUUGAUGAUGGAAUGGGCCCACCAGAGACUGCCUUUUCCAAUGCACUGGUUUCUUAGUCCAAUAUCAACCUUAUGCGAUAGCAAACAUGCUGGGCUGGGAAGGGUCUCUGAUAUACAAAAUAUUGUGCAGGACCCUGGUGAUAUAGUUGAACUUUCUAAAGCUGGAAUGUUUUUCCUUUUAGGUUUGGAAGCCUUGUCCACUUUCUUAUCUGCAGAUGUUGUUUCACCCAUUUGGAGUGUUCCAGUAAUCUGGAAACUACAUUCAUUAUCCAUCAUAUUACUCAUUGGAAUGGCUGUGCUUGAAGAUGAGAAGACUAGGGAUGUUUAUGAGUCUUUGCAAGAGCUAUAUGGACAGCUUCUUGACGAGAUAAGGUCUAAGGGAAGAAGUCAAACUAUUUCAAAUAUGUCUACCAGUUUAACACCAGAGACAGAAAAUAAAAUUAAUGUGGAAUUUCUGAGGUUUCAAUCAGAGAUUCAUGAAAGUUACUCAACAUUUAUUGAUACUCUUGUUGAGCAGUAUGCUGCUGUAUCUUUUGGUGAUUUGACCUAUGGUCGACAAGUUGCAAUAUAUUUACACCGUUGUGUCGAAGCUCCUGUUCGACUUGCUGCCUGGAAUGCAUUAUCUAAUUCUCAUGUCCUUGAACUUCUUCCACCAUUGCAGAAAUGCCUGGGUGAGGCUGAAGGAUACCUUGAACCUGUUGAGGAGAAUGAAGCGAUUUUGGAAGCUUAUGUGAAGUCAUGGGUGUCUGGUGCCCUUGACAAAGCUGCAACUCGAGGAUCAGUCGCAUUCACAUUAGUUCUGCAUCACCUUUCAUCUUUUGUUUUCAGCUCUCAUAAAAGUGACAAGCCAUUGCUACGGAAUAAGCUUGUGAAGUCUCUACUGCGAGACAAUGCCAGGAAGAAGCAGCACGAGGGAAUGAUGCUGCAGUUCAUCGAAUAUAUGAAGCCAUCGAGUGUUACAAAGGCCGAAAAAGAGGAAGGUUUGACAAUGGAGAGUAGCAAUGUAGAGGGAAGGUUGGAAAGACUGAAGGAAGCUUGCGAGGGAAAUCCCUCUCUUCUCACACUUGUUGACAAACUUAAGUCUUCUUGUCUGAAACAAUAGUUUGUCUUGUGACCUACGCAAUUUGUAUAUUGGAACGCAACACAGUUAAACAUAAACCUUCUUUAAGAAAAAACGAAAUAUUUAUUUCAGUCACAUAAGAAGUGUGUAUACGAGUAUAGUUCAUUCUUGGAUUGAUGAUUUGACAAAGGAAAUUCAUUACUAAUUAAAAAUAAUAAUUUAUUGGUCUUUUUCUUUUGUCGGAAAAA
Molecule: messenger RNA, 5760 nt
Organism: Gossypium arboreum
Lineage: Eukaryota; Viridiplantae; Streptophyta; Magnoliopsida; Malvales; Malvaceae
Product: transcriptional elongation regulator MINIYO
Exons: 11
Coding region: 704-5554 (1616 amino acids)
Source: RefSeq, a predicted model, not a curated record